Antechinus flavipes (yellow-footed antechinus) is the source of this 3213-nucleotide messenger RNA. It is a transcript of the gene ASPHD2, whose product is annotated as aspartate beta-hydroxylase domain containing 2. Bases 434 to 1543 code for a protein of 369 amino acids. The transcript is spliced from 4 exons. Lineage: Eukaryota; Metazoa; Chordata; Mammalia; Dasyuromorphia; Dasyuridae. The record is from RefSeq and is a predicted model, not a curated record.
CGCCCGGCUCCGCGGAGCGAGCGCAGCGGCGGCGGCAGCGGGGUCUAGGCUGGGGAGGCGGCGGCGUCCCCGAGAGGCGGCGGAGAGGAAAGGGAAGAGGAGGAGGAGAAGGGGGCCGCCAGGCACCCCCUCCUCACACCGGGCGGACCGAGGGUGGAGGGAGCCCCCGGCCCGGGGCGCGGCAGGAGCCAGACUUGGAUGGCUUCAAGGAUAUUUCAGAAUGACUCGGGCCAGCUGAGGAGACCCGGAGCCCAACCGUUUGCCUGGUGUAGCCCGCCUCGUUCCCCCCCGUCUGGCAGCGCCUUUUGCCAGAAAGGAAGAUGUGAUCACUCGUGACGGGGUUUGUCCAUGAAGCCCGGCCCGGCCCCCAGGGAGCAGCUGCGGCCAUGCCUUCCCCGUCCUGAGCGCCCCCUCCUCCUGCGUGCCCACCUGCAUGGUGUGGGUGCCCCUGGGCCAUCUGAGGACACACCGCCUGACCGUACUACGCCCGUCUAACAACAACUGCCCCAAGAUGUCGGUGGCCUGGCUGCUGGACUGGUCCUGGUCGCUGGACGGCCUCCGGGACUGCAUCGCUACGGGCAUCCAGUCCGUGCGGGACUGUGACACGACAGCGCUGACCACGGUGGCCUGCCUGCUGGUCCUGUUCGUGUGGUACUGUUACCACGUGGGCCGGGAGCAGCCCCGGCCCUACGUCACCGUGAACUCCCUCAUGCAGGGCGCCGACGUCAACGGGCUGCAGAACGGCUACGUGUACUGCCAGUCCCCCGAGUGCGUGCGCUGCACCCACAACGACGGCCUGAACCAGAAGCUCUACCACAACCUGCAGGAGUACGCCAAGCGCUACUCCUGGUCCGGCAUGGGCCGGAUCCACAAGGGCAUCCGGGAGCAGGGACGCUACUUGAACAGCCGGCCGUCCAUCCAGAAGCCGGAGGUCUUCUUCCUCCCAGACUUACCCACCACGCCCUACUUCUCCCGCGACGCCCAGAAACACGACGUGGAGCUGCUGGAGCGCAACUUCCAGACCAUCCUGUGUGAAUUUGAGACUCUCUACAAAGCCUUCUCCAACUGCAGCCUCCCGCAAGGCUGGAAAAUGAACAGCACCCCGAGCGGGGAGUGGUUCACCUUUUACUUGGUGAACCAGGGGGUGUGUGUCCCCCGGAACUGCAGAAAAUGCCCACGGACGUACCGUUUGCUUGGAAGCCUCCGCACCUGCAUUGGGAACAAUGUCUUUGGGAACGCGUGCAUCUCAGUACUGAGCCCCGGCACGGUCAUCACCGAGCACUAUGGGCCCACCAACAUCCGCAUCCGGUGCCAUCUCGGUCUGAAGACCCCCAGUGGCUGCGAGCUGGUGGUGGGAGGAGAGCCUCAGUGCUGGGCGGAGGGCCGCUGCCUCCUCUUUGACGACUCCUUUCUGCACACCGCAUUCCACGAAGGUUCGGCAGAAGAAGGGCCACGCGUGGUUUUCAUGGUCGAUCUGUGGCACCCGAACGUGGCGGCAGCCGAGCGCCAGGCCCUUGAUUUUAUUUUUGCUCCCGGACGAUGAGUGCCUCUCUGUGCUGGCGUGGGUGAGAGGGACAGAGGCCUGGCCUGGGAAGGCUCCGGCACCGCGUGCCCCUGGCAGAGGAGGCCUUGCCAUGGACACAAACCUGCCUCAGCAGGAAGCUUUCCUUUGGGAUCAAUGCCAUGCUGGAUCUCUCCUUAGUUUGGUUAUUGUAAAUGGAAGUUUCCAGCUUGUAUUUCCUUAGAUUUGUUGGGUUCCCCCCAGUCCUCUGCUUCCGGGCUUUCUUUUGGGCACAGCCGUGCGUUCUCUCCCCUCCGUGGCUCUAGUGCAGUCCCCCCGUUGUGUUACGUUGCUCCUGUGUUUCGCAGUGUUAAGAUUCAGAGCAACCACGAGGUUGUUUGUUGAAUGUCAUCCUGUGAAAAUUCUUGUGGUCACCUUAAAAACAAACCAGAAAGAGAUGAGAACUCAGAGCAGCCGCGGGGCUGCCGGGCUCGGCUCCUGCUGCUGCUCCGACCGCGGCGGCCCCUUCGCCUGCCCGGGGCCAGAGGGACGCGGCCCCCCACGCCGGCCCCCUCUGGCCGCCUUCCCGGGGUUCCGAGGCUGCUGAGCGCAGCGCGUCGGCAGCUUCGGGACCUGGGGAAGCGGCGCCCCUCUGCACCCUCCUAGUGCUGCUCAUGGCAAAGGGCAUUCAGGCCGGUGGCGCUCGAGACUUUUUAGACAUCCCUUUCCUACAGAGCUAAAGCUGGUCCCCGUGGGCCCACUCCUGGCUUCCCGAGGCCCAGGCCCAAAGGGCGGGAUUCUCUUACCUCACUGCCUCCAGAAGCCCCACUGCCAAACCGGGCACCAAGUAUCCCCGAGCGAGUUCUUUCCAGCCAGGUUAGCUGAAAGGAGUCGCCGGGUCAUGGAAAUCCUGGGGAAACCUUUAACGAAACUGGAAUCUGCCACUCGGCCGAAGUCUCCUUCCGCUUUGGGGUCCCGUCGCCUCCGAUUCUCGUCCCUUGUCCGUUGCGUAAAUGUUUGCUCUCUGGACGUGGCGUGGCCCCCGUGGGCGGCCCAGACCCGGGCCGGGCCGCUCAGAGUCGUCACUGCCAAAGGACGCAGACUGACCCCCAGAGCCUCUCCCAGAAGCUCCAGCCUUCUCGGAAGGAUGUUCAGUCUGCGUCUGGAUGAAAGGACCGGAGGCCAGUCUGGCAGGGACAGGCUCAGUGUCGUGAGGAAAGUCUCCUGUUGAGGGAAGCCGUGGUCACCAGCCGCCCUAAAUGCCUUUAUUAAAGAGCGUGUCCUAGUCAGGGUAGACGGGGAAGGAGCUAUGGUCUGGCACAGAACAAGCGAGGCGCAUUAUCCACUAGAAAAAGCACGCCAGGGUCGGACCCCAAUGGGAACAUUCAGGGAAUGGGAAGAACACAUAGAGCAGAGAAGAGACCCCUAAAGGCCCUUGCAUUAGUCACUAGCCAACGUGUAAAGAGUGUUUCUCUAGAAGAAAAAAUGUCUAUGCUUUUUUUCAAUAAUUAGAUGGUGGGAAAAGGCAGAAAUUUCAAAUACACCUUAAGUAUUUUUACACCUAAGACCAACUGAGGUGCAUGAUUUCUACACACAUUGAAUACUCUGACAUGAGUUGACAAAGCCAACAGUACUUAUGGGUACCUGGUUACCUGAAGUCACGUGGAGUGGAUAUGGAACAGGAGGUUAAUAAAGGACUUUGCUGAAAAUGA